Messenger RNA from Suillus plorans, 1614 nucleotides. Its product is annotated as L-lysine 6-monooxygenase (NADPH-requiring)-domain-containing protein. The coding region runs from base 1 to 1614 and encodes 537 amino acids. Lineage: Eukaryota; Fungi; Basidiomycota; Agaricomycetes; Boletales; Suillaceae. Gene Ontology annotation, biological process: intracellular iron ion homeostasis. The transcript has 6 exons. The record is from RefSeq and is a predicted model, not a curated record.
AUGGUAUCAUCUGAAGCACAAUCAGCGGACCUGUACGAUGUCAUUGGCCUUGGAUUUGGCCCGGCUAAUCUUGCUGCUGCUGGUGCGCUACUAGAACAACCAAGAGAGACCUGCCCGAUAUCCGUAAACAAAUCUCUCUUCAUUGAGCGACAUCAUGAAUUCAAAUGGCAUCCGGGUAUGCUUCUCCCAGGUACCCGUAUGCAGAUCAGUUUCCUGAAAGAUUUGGCGACCCUGAGAUCGCCACAAUCUCCAAUCACCUUCGUUGCAUACUUGCACUCCCAAAACCGUCUGGUGGAGUUCAUCAACCGGAAUUGCAUGACCCCGACGCGGAAGGAAUACUCCGAUUACCUUGCCCAUGUCGCGCGGUACGUGCAAGGUCAAGGCAUCAAGGUCGCGUAUGGCGAAAAUGUCAUUGCAAUCGAAGAAGGGGGUGAAGGCACUGUGCUGGUCCACAGCAUCGUGCUUACCACUGGAGAAACUAUCAUUCGUCAUGCAAAAAAUCUAAUCAUCUCGCCAGGAGGCUCACCACGGGUCCCGCGGUGUAUUCAGAGCAUCUCACCUCAUCCUCGCAUCAUUCACAGCUCUGCGUACCUGUCUUCUGUAGAACCGAUGUUGGACACGAUGAAGACCAUCACUCGGCCACUUAAAAUCGCGGUCGUCGGUGCUGGGCAGUCCGCAGUGGAAGUACUGCUCGACCUUCAGUCACGGCUAACUAGCAUGGGCAAGAGUACCAGCCAAGCGCACAACCUUCAUCUCAUCAUUCGUGGUGGCUCAUUGAAAUCGAGCGAUGGUGGCCCCUUUUCGAACCAGGUAUACAAUCCAGAAUUUGUGGAUGUUAUGUAUGACCUGCCAAGUGAUUCUCGAAGAAGAGUGAUGGCGGACUACGAGGGCACAAAUUACGGGGUAGUAAAUCCGAUUACGCUUGAUUCACUCUUUAACGUCAUAUACGACCAACGUGUAGACGGUGACAUCGCUGGACGCAAGAAAAACGCACUGGCCGCGACCGAUGCACAUAUCACCAUCGUAACUUAUAGUAACCUGGCGUCAGCGGAGAUUAGCACACAUCCUUCGCAAACCUCCACAGAAACAGAUACACAUGCACAUACAUUCUCGGUUCUUCUGCAGAAUACCCUCACACAAGAUUUCUACGAGGCGACAUAUGAUGCCAUUGUCUGCGCUACUGGCUACGAGCGAAACUCGUGGCUGAGCCUCUUGAAAUCAUCCAGCGUAGGCAAGCAUUUCGGUCUGUGCGCUACUUCAGAUAACACGCGGCUCUCUGUGGAGCGCGACUUUAGAGCGACCGUAAACGGGAAGAAUGGCGCGUUUAAAGCGGCCACGAACGGAAUAAACGGUCAUUCACGGACAUCGGUCACGGGCAUCAAUGGAGAGAAGACACAUGCACAAUAUACAUCUACGGAGACCAAAGAUUCUGAUACAAUCUAUAUCUCGCGAAGUCAUAGACUUCUUCCACUACCGACGGCUAGUCAUGGAUUGAUUCCAAAGAUCUACUUGCAAGGUUGUGCAGAGGAAACGCAUGGAAUAACAGAGACGCUAUUGAGUGUGGUGGGGAUUAGGGCUGGAGAGGUGGUGGAAGACUUGUGUUCAAAUUAUUAG